Molecule: messenger RNA, 1042 nt
Organism: Spirodela intermedia
Lineage: Eukaryota; Viridiplantae; Streptophyta; Magnoliopsida; Alismatales; Araceae
Source: the annotation of a GenBank genome assembly
AUGCCGAGGCCGAAGGCGACGCCGGAGUUGCACGCGAUCUCCGACUGGCCAAUCAUGGCGGUGAUGGUGGAGCACAUCGCUGGGCAGAGAGACUACCUGGUCCACAAGUCCGUCUGGCACAUGAGCGACUCCACUCUCAAAUACAUAUGUGAGUCCGUCUGAUUAAAAUUCAGUGUCGAAUCGGAUUUGCUACACGCUCAUUUUAUUCGACUUUCUCAGCUAAUCGGCGACGAUUCAAUUAUUUCAUUCGAUCUCUCUCGGCUGCGAAUGAAUGCAUAUUCUUCGAAGAACGAGCUCGCGCCAUCAUCACGAUCUUCACUCAGCUCAUCACAAUUCACGAGUGAUUAUCCUGACAAGAAUAAUUGUUGCAUGCGAUCCGGACUUCCAUUUGAUUUACCGCAACCGAUUGAGCGAUUAUCCUCGCAAGAACAAACCCAUGUCUUCGAAUCAUACGGAGUAGAAUAAACUCGAAUUACGCAGCAUUUGUUGACCUCAUGAUUCCCAGAUGCCAUGUACAUGAUGUUCACCUGCUGGGGUUGCUGUUUCUUCGGCUCAACCAAAGUAAGCUUCAGCCACCACCCUGGCAAUCUCAUCACUCGUUCCAGCCACUGUAAGGGGGGUGAGUGACCUUACUCCCCUAUUCUCGGAGCAGGACCCAUUCUACGACGGGGAGCAGUACCGCAAGGACGGGGGAGACGGAACAGUGCACUGGGUCUACGAAAAGGUGAGGCCUUUUUUGGCGGCUGAACCUGGGCAUCAUCUUGUGGUGUUGAGGCUAUCGUUGAAGUGCUUUCUUCUUACAAAGUCAGCGGGCCCUUGACUUCAUCGUGGUUGAGUUGCACGCCCAUUCGAUUCAACCUCUCUCGCGUUCUCUCAAUUGCGGCUGACCAGUCGAUGAAAUUUCCGGUCGCAGCAAGAGGACAUUGAGGAGUCUGCGAGGGCAGAGCUGUGGAGAGAGGAGCUGAUCGAGGAGAUCGAGCUCAAGGUCGGCGGCCUGAGAGAGCUUGAAGAGGCCGGCAGGGAAGAAGAGCUCGUCAAGUGA